This is a messenger RNA of Limulus polyphemus (Atlantic horseshoe crab), 4745 nucleotides long. RefSeq names its product slit homolog 3 protein-like. The record is from RefSeq and is a predicted model, not a curated record. The transcript is spliced from 2 exons. Gene Ontology annotation, molecular function: protein binding. Bases 367 to 2148 code for a protein of 593 amino acids. Gene Ontology annotation, cellular component: extracellular matrix. NCBI's taxonomy places the organism in Eukaryota, Metazoa, Arthropoda, Merostomata, Xiphosura, Limulidae.
GGAGAACCUUUCAAAUACAUCACGUGAGUACCAUGCGUGAGCGCGUGCGUUCACGUUCAGAUGUGAUAGAACACGUUCGAGAGUGUAAUAUAUCUACCUUCUCCAAACUGUGGCUCUGCCGCGUGCGUUAGGAUUUCUCGUAGGUUGAGAAGAGAAAAUCCUUAAGUUUUAAACUUAAUGACAACAUAAUUUCACCUAUACUACACUUCCGGCUUUACUGUCUCGACGAGCAGAAAUUAAGGUCGUCUAAUUGUUAGUAAAAGCUUUUGUAAGUGAAUUUAAAAAAGUAACAAUAAGAGAACAUUUUAAAGAUUUGUUAUCAUAUACAGCCAAAUAGAAAAAGGAGCAACGAUAAAAGGCUAGAAGAUGCUCAUGGGAGGACAAACGUUUUUAGUAUCGGUUGGAGUGUUAUUGGCCGUAAUUUUCCAGGUCUCUGGUAGAUGUCCAGAAUCUUGUAGUUGUGAGAGACAACGGGGACGGAAGACUGUGAUAUGUGAUAAAGGAGGAAUAACAGAAAUCCCCACCAAUAACAUGGAUACUGACACACAAAUUUUUCUGGUGACAGCUCCUCCGAGUAAUCCGAACUACUUGACCAUCGGUCGAAUAUUUCUGGAUUUCACAGCCUUAGAGGAAGUUUAUAUCAUGCAUUCAUAUGUUCCUGCUAUUGGACACAGUUCUUUCUGGCCCGGCACAAACCUGCGGGUUUUGAGCCUAAGUCAUAACAACAUCAGUCAACUGCAUGAUUUCGAUUUCAACGGACUUACCAACCUUGAAGUUUUAGACCUGAGUGACAAUGUCAUCAGUGCUACUCCUUCGGCACCAUUCCGUUUUCUCUCCAACCUCACCACGCUGUCACUGGCAAGAAAUCAGCUCAAACGUCUAGUUCCAAGAAUCUUCUACAUGUUGAAAAAGCUGGAACGCCUAGACUUGAGUAGCAACCCCCUAGGAGACAUUGAUCCAGAGAAUCUUAAAGACCUACGACCUUUGAAAAGCUUAAGUCUAGCCAAUUGCCAACUAUCUCGUCUUCAUUCUUUGAUUUACCAGCAUUUACCAAAUUUGGAGGAGUUAGACUUAAGAGAUAAUUUCUUUAAUUACUUCGCUCCCGAAGAGUUCCGUCAUUUGAAAAAACUGCGCAUGCUCUAUCUAGACGGAAAUGAGAUGAGCGUUAUUGUUGACAAGGCAUUCAACGGACAUUACUUUGAUUAUCUGGGUCUAUCUAGGAACCAGAUAGUGAGUUUAGAUGCGUGUGCCUUUUGUAACGCCAGCAUCAAGAGCCUUAAUAUUUCCAGAAACCAGUUUGCCUCUUUAAAAAGUAACAUUUUGAAAGAAGUAACGUUCAGUCUUCAAGUGCUAGACAUUGGAUUCAACAACGUGGCUGUCAAUACAGUAGCAAGCGUCAUCCAGCCUCUCCAUCGCCUCAGACGACUUUCGCUCUCGGGACUAGCUCUCACCACACUCCCGCCCCAGAUUUUCCUCACUAACAGAGACCUGCGUGUUCUUGAUCUAUCACAGAAUGAGCUAUCCACUCUUGAUCCUGAAAUUCUCCGACCUUUGAGUAAACUGGAAGAGCUGAAUUUGUCUGGUAAUCUGUUUUUAGGACUACAACCACAAUUGUUAGACCAAUUCACCAACAUGACCAGACUCUCUAACGUUCCGCUUCAUUCAAAUCCGUGGACUUGCGAACAGUGCCACAUUCUUCCCACUCUUAAGUGGCUCAACAGUUCCCUAGGAAACAGAAAGGUCUGUCGGAGGGACCAGUCCUGUUUCACAUGUGUUCAUCCCGAAAGGCUAGCUUUUAGAGAGGUUCGAUCUUUACGUGUAAGUGAAGUUCCGCCAUGUGGGGGACCAAAAAGUCAAUCCCGAAUCUUCAACUCUGGAUCCCAGAUUGGAAUCAUUAUAGCUGUAACCUUUCUGGUUAUUUUAUUGCUGGUUAUCAUAACUUUCAUUCUUAUUUAUAAAAGACGAGGUGCAGUUUAUUACACGCAUGAAGAAGAAAGAAAUGACAAUUAUUUGUAUGGCGCCACUUUGGUGGGUGAUAUAAAUGGCGGCCACAAAGAUGAAAAAUCGCUAAGAUUUAUCGCUACGCUUGAUAAAAUCGAAGAAUCAAGUGACGAUUACCCUAGUAAGUCAAAAAAUCGUAUUACCUGAGGGCAUGUCGUUGUCUGGGUAUACGCUUUGACUUGAUAUCCUGUAUAAAAACUGGCAAAAAGUGCCUCAAACCAAAAGGAAAUUAAAACUAUUAUCACCUGAGCUGUGAUAAAUUUUCGCAGAAAAGUCAACAAAAUAAUGGAUACAAAGAAUGUUAUUUAUUACCGUGCAGUUUGAAGAGAUGGAUAUCUUGUAAUCAUAUCAUUUAGGUGAGGCACGGUGAGAUAUGUGUGUGUACAAAUAAAGCUUUUUGUUAAGAUAUUCAUCGAUCAUAGCGACAGAUCGUUAAUAAUAGCAAGGCACUUUGGGGUUUUAUGAAAUGGGCUGGUUUUGCCAUCGUCAUAGCUGGUUUAAUCAGGAGGUAUGUAAAUGAGAUGAUGAAAGUGAAUUAACUAGGCUGGGCUCGCUUUUUUAAAGUAUUAUAUAUAUAUAUGUAUAAAUAUACAGAGAAAAAAACAAUCAAAUGGUUUGCAACUGUUAUGAGAAAGCAGUAUAAUAUAAGCAUUGUUAAUUUUUUUUUUAUCAGAAAGUAUACGAUAUUUGGUUAAAUUAGGACAAUCACUGAUAACUAAUAUGUCAAUAUCCAAAAUGGUCAAAUUAGAAUUUCACACCAUAAACCCUGUAUAUUUACCUGGAAGCCUGCAAAUGUAUAUUUUACAUAUUUUAUUAGAAUAUUGAUCACGGUUUAGAUAAUCUACGACAUAUGACACGUUAUUCAACUCGUAAACGUAUGGGAUGAGGCUGUCAAAACACACCGAUAAGGAAUAGUUAUUUGGUGUAUUUAAAAGGUAAUAACAUUUAGAACAUUAUUUGGAUUUAAUAGUUAAUAGGUAUUAAUGCAUUACACCAUAAAUCGUCUACUAGAUAUUUACCAAGAUUAUUGUGUUUGUUUGAAAGUUACAAACCAUAAAUUCUAGAGACUUAGGAGAAAAAAGAUCAAAGGCACGGUCAAAGAAUAAUCAUCGAAGUUUAGAACGAAUAAAACAUUUAGUAUUAUUGUGAGUUAAAAAGUGAAAAACUGAGAUGACGCAUAACUCAUUCUGAAACAAAAGAUAUAAAUGUAGAAAAUCCAUGAUCCACUGGAACACAAACGAUGAAAUCAAGAUUGAUCAGGACGUUAAAAUGAGAAAGUUUGUUUGUUUGUUUGUUUGAAUUUAUGCACAAAGCUACACAAUGGGCUAUCUGUGCUCUGCCCACCACGGGUAUCGAAACCCGGUUUCUAGCGUUGUAAGUCCGCAGACAUACCGCUGUGCUACUGGGGGGCAAAAUGAGAAAGAGCCAAAUUUUAACUGGAAUUAUAGCAAAUCGAAAAGUCAAGAUUUAACGGGACAUAGAAAAGGCGAAAUAAAUUUCAAUUUGUAUAUAAGAACGAAACAAAUUAAAAUGCCCUUGGAUUUAGCAGAAAUAGAAAAGUAAAGGUUUUUGAUCGGAACUGCUCUUUUAUCCUACUUGUCUUUUAAAUUGUUGCAAACUAAUUUACAUAUUCGCAUGUUUUAUGUACAUGUUUUAUACAGAAAACUGAGUUCGAUUAUUUCUUUAUUAUAACCUAUAUUUAGCAAGAGCAAUUAUUAACAAUUUCUGACAAAAAAAGCUAAAUAUACAGAUCAGAGCUAAGAUGUAACUUAUAGGUUAAUGAUGCUGAACCUAAACAACAAACUCCCUAAACGUAUUUAUAUACUGUAAGAAACCAAUUCUUUAUUGAUUAAUAUGUUUUGUUGUUGUUAAGCAUAAAACUACACAAAGAGCUAUCUGUGCUCUGCGCACCGCAGGUAUCGAAACCCGAUUUUUGGCCGGGGGGUUAAAUGCAUGGAAUCAUCGGUUUCCCACUUUUAACAGUAUUUUUGGAGGCAAUUCCAAAGCUAAUUUCAUUAUAUUUUGUCUAUUGAUUUUAUGAUCAAAGUUUCUUAUCUUUAACAACUUUUGAGAGAAAACCAAUCUCAAUGAGAAUUUAAUCCAGAUUUUCCCUUUUUUACACAAACUUCACUACAGUUCCGCACGCUGAAUCCCAGCUGUACACCUCGAGUUUAUAGUACCAUUAAGCAGAAAAUAAUACGAGUUCAAUGUAGCGCCACCAUCCGUGUAUCGCUAUAAAAAUAAUAUGCUUCUGAAUUGUAUAAAUGUUUUCCUCCAAACCGAGUAAUUUCCGAAAAGGAGCAGUUUAGCCUGGGACCUACUAACACAGGUAUAUUGAGCUGGUUAUGGAGUUAAUAUAUUGAUUCUAGCAUCACUAAACUCUGAUAUUUAGACAUUUCUAUUUACAUUAAACUACAUUUAGUGGCCGUUUUAUUUGGACGAAAGUUUUUAUUGAUAAAGUGAACAGCGUGCACAUAUUCCCUAAUUCCGGGAAACAUGAGCAGUCCGUAUUUAUUCUCGCCCUUACUUUGAUAAAGUUUGGUACAACUGACGUGACCACCUUAAACAUAAAAUUUUCCUUUAACGGAAAACCCAACGGAACCCAUAUGAAAGCAGAUUUAUGUUUGAUGCAAACAUUUCCCCACAUACGUUUAAUAUAGAAUUUUCCCCACAUAUUUUUAAUAUAGAAUUAUUCACACACACAUAUGUUUAAUAUAGAAUUUCCCCCACAUAUUUUUAAUAUA